UUCCUCCUUCAAGAAUGCCGAAAUCUGCUACUGUGACGGCUAAAACUAAUAAAAAUAAAAAUUUGAAUGCUGCUUCGGUUGCCAAGAAGCAUAAAGGUUCUGUCAGUAGUUUUAAGGCAGCUGCUUCAAAAAACAAGACAAUAGUGAAAUCCAAAGCAACUUCCCUCGAAAACAAGGCUAAAAGUCUUUCCAAAGUUUCUAGUCAAAGUGCACUAUAUCAGAAUAGCACCGAAGAUCCCAAAACAACAGAAAAAAGAAAGAAAACUAAGAAUCCACUGUUUGUUAAACGCCCUAGAAAUUUUGGUAUUGGGCAAGAUAUUCAACCACGUCGUGAUUUAACCCGUUUUGUUAAAUGGCCGAAGUAUAUCCGAUUGCAAAGACAGAAGGCAAUACUUUUGCAGCGCUUAAAAGUUCCACCUUCACUUAAUCAAUUUAAUAAAACGUUGGAUAAGCAUACGGCUGCUGAGCUAUUUAAGUUUGCAGCGAAGUACCGACCUGAAACGAAGCAUCAGAAGAAACAGCGUUUGCUUGAAGCGGCUCAAGCUAAAGUCGGAAAUAAGCCUAUUUCUAUGAAAAAGCCUGUAGUACUAAAGAAAGGCGUUAACCACAUAACCGCUCUUGUUGAACAAAAGAAGGCUAAACUUGUUAUGAUUGCUCACGAUGUAGAUCCUAUAGAGAUAGUUGUUUGGCUGCCCGCUCUCUGCCGCAAGUUUGGCGUCCCCUAUUGUAUAGUUAAGGGAAAAGCCCGACUUGGCUCUCUUGUGCAUCUUAAGACGGCCACAGCUCUUGCCGUUACUGACGUUCAUGAAGAGGACAAGGAUGCUUUCAGCAAACUUGUUCAAGCUAUUAAUGCUAAGUUUACGGAAAAAUGGAACGAGUAUCGUAAGACUUGGGGUGGUGAAGUUAUGGGUCAGAAGUCUCGUGAUGCUGCUGCUAAACUUCAGAAGCUUAAAGCUCUUGAACGUUCUGCAAAGACCCGCAAGUUAAAAGCUGUUGCUUAG
Messenger RNA from Zophobas morio, 1001 nucleotides. Its product is annotated as large ribosomal subunit protein eL8-like. Gene Ontology annotation, biological process: maturation of LSU-rRNA; ribosome biogenesis. NCBI's taxonomy places the organism in Eukaryota, Metazoa, Arthropoda, Insecta, Coleoptera, Tenebrionidae. Gene Ontology annotation, cellular component: cytosolic large ribosomal subunit. Gene Ontology annotation, molecular function: RNA binding. The transcript has 3 exons. The coding region runs from base 15 to 1001 and encodes 328 amino acids. The record is from RefSeq and is a predicted model, not a curated record.